This is a messenger RNA of Naegleria fowleri, 1539 nucleotides long. RefSeq lists its product as uncharacterized. Gene Ontology annotation, molecular function: 3-oxoacyl-[acyl-carrier-protein] synthase activity. The record is from RefSeq and is a predicted model, not a curated record. Bases 1 to 1539 code for a protein of 512 amino acids. Gene Ontology annotation, biological process: fatty acid biosynthetic process. The transcript has 2 exons. Lineage: Eukaryota; Heterolobosea; Eutetramitea; Acrasida; Naegleriidae.
AUGAUAAGGCCAAUCCAACGCUACUUGAAGAUCAACAAACACCUUCUGAACCAACAACAAAGUAAUUUCGGACAAUCUCAUUGGUUACAAAAAGAAAAGAAAAUUGAUCAUCAUCAUACGUACAAGCACCAUCACACUUCAUUCACCUAUUUCUUAUUGAAUGUCGAUUCCGAACAACACCAAUUUCGAAAUUUUCAUUUAAAAAAGGAUUUACCAAGUCCCAAGCGAGUGGUUGUCACAGGACUUGGUGUAGUAUCUCCUCUUGGUCUCACAGUUGAAACAUUUUGGCAACACAUGUUGAAUGGAAAAUGUGGAAUUAAACAAUUACCUUUUGAUACAUUGACAGAGAGAGAGCAAGUGAUUUGGACAAAAAUUGGAAACAAAAUUGGAGGAUUUAUUGAUCCUGUGGAAUUGGAUCAGAAAUUAGAUCAAUGUUUGGCAUUUACAGAGUCAUCCAAUAGAGAAAAAAGCAUAACUAAAUCUCGAUUGUCAAAAUUUAUUCAAUUUGGAAUGAUUGCUGCUUUUGAAUCCAUUGUGGAUUCUGGUUUGGAUAUCAAAUCCAUGGAUAAGUCACAAAUUGGAGUCUCUAUGGGUUCUUCACUUGGAGCAGGUGAGGAGGUUGGAGAAGCUUACAUGCUCGUAGAGAAUGAGCAACACAAAAAAGUCAGUCCUGUAUUCUAUCCUCGAAUUCUAAAUAAUAUGGCAGCAGGUUAUAUUGCCAUGCAACAUGAUUUACAAGGACCCAUGAUGAGUUGUUCCACUGCAUGUGCAACAGGAGCUCAUAGUAUUGGAGAAGCAUUUCAAUUUAUUAGACAUGGACAUGGAAAGGUCAUGUUGGCUGGUGGAUGUGAAAAUUCAUUCUAUCCUGUCUUUUAUGUUGGAUUUAAUCGAGCGAGAGCACUUUCUUCAAGAAAUGACCCACAAACAGCGAGUCGACCAUUUGACAAGAAUAGAGAUGGAUUUGUCAUGUCUGAAGGUGCAGGAUGUUUAGUUUUGGAAGAAUUGGAACAUGCUCAAUCAAGAGGAGCUAAAAUAUAUGCAGAAAUUGUUGGAUAUGGAGCAUCAGGAGAUGCCUAUCAUCCUACAGCUCCAUCACCUGAUGGAAGAGCAGCCAUGGCAGCCAUGAGAAAUGCAAUUCAUGAUUCUAUUGUGGAUGUAAAACUGUCAGACAUUAAUCAUGUGAAUUGUCAUGCUACAAGUACGCCUGCUGGAGACAAAGUUGAGUUAUUUGCCAUUCAAAAGUUAUUUGAAAAUGAAAAUCAACCAAUUUAUGUGAAUAGCAUGAAGGGAUCUCUUGGUCACAUGUUAGGAGCAGCAGGUGCAAGUGAAUCUGUUGGUACUGUCCUCUCUAUUUAUCAUAACAAAAUCCCACACACUCUGAAUUUUGAACAAGUCGAUGAGGAUUCAAACCUCAAUGUUAAUAAGGUGAGAAUUGUUGCCAAGGAACCAUUGGAGACUGAAGUGAAAGCAGCACUUUGCAACUCGUUUGGAUUUGGAGGUACCAAUGCAAGUCUUUUGUUUGUUAAAUACAAUCCUUAA